AUGAAGAUCGGUGACGUCAGUGUGUUGAGCAUUUUACCUGCCGCCAAUCUGCUUCAGUUCACCGAAGUCCAGGAAUUGUGCUGUGAAUUUCUGGAGGAGGAACUGGAUAUAUCAAGCUGCUUGGGAAUCCGAGCGCUUGCUGAGACAUAUGCAUGUCGAAAGCUUCUUCAGUGCGCUGACAAAUAUAUCUUGCGUAAUUUUCAGGAAGUCGUUGGCCUUGAUGAGUUUAACUUACUCCCUAUAAAACAACUUCUUGAACUGAUUUCAAAUGAAGAGCUCCAGGUCAGAUCUGAGGAGCAGGUCUUUGCAGCAGUGACUCAAAAUGGAAUUGAAAUAGACUUGCAGACACGAAAGCAGUUCCUUUCGAAGAACUACCACCUUCUAGAUGCAUACAGACAUGAACGACUAAAUAUGCAGGGGCAUCGCUUUCGUCCACGGAAAGUGUUCUCCGGUGAAGUGUUGUACGCUGGAAAUGUCGUCGCUUCUGUGGAACGUCUCGAUCCUGCGGAAGUGAAUCCCGUGUGGAAGCAAGUCGGUUCCAUGAGCAAGCGAAGGUUCACCAUUUCUCUUGAACAGAUACCUUUUUGUCUCAACGAAAUUUCUAGGAAUGGAGCCGGUGUUGUUGUUCUAGACAAACUGCUCUAUGUUGUUGGCGGUUCUGAUGGAGAAGCAUAUCGGAGUAGCUGUGAAAGGUAUUAG
Cooperia oncophora is the source of this 699-nucleotide messenger RNA. The record is from the annotation of a GenBank genome assembly. NCBI's taxonomy places the organism in Eukaryota, Metazoa, Nematoda, Chromadorea, Rhabditida, Trichostrongylidae.